This is a messenger RNA of Alosa sapidissima (American shad), 6984 nucleotides long. Its product is annotated as myosin-7-like. Bases 114 to 5924 code for a protein of 1936 amino acids. The transcript is spliced from 39 exons. Gene Ontology annotation, cellular component: myosin complex. The record is from RefSeq and is a predicted model, not a curated record. Gene Ontology annotation, molecular function: cytoskeletal motor activity; ATP binding; actin filament binding. NCBI's taxonomy places the organism in Eukaryota, Metazoa, Chordata, Actinopteri, Clupeiformes, Clupeidae.
GGACAAACCAGCCAUGGCCUUGGCAGUAGGGGCAGGUACAGUGAAGACCAACCCUGAGCAAGUGACAUCAUAUCUGCAGGACAUCUGAGGCUUGACCCAAAGAAGUCUUCACUAUGGGUGAUGCGUUAAUGGAAGAGUUUGGGGCGGCGGCUCCUUUUUUGAGGAAGUCGGACAUGGAGCGUCUGGAGGCCCAGACUCGCCCCUUUGACAUUAAGAGGGCCUGCUUCGUGGUGGACCCUGAGGUUGAAUAUGUGAAGGGAAUGGUUGAAAGCAGAGACGGUGACAAAGUCACUGUUCUUACUGAGUUUGAUAAGACUGUCACUGUGAAAGAUAUAGAUUGCCACCCCCAAAAUCCGCCUAAGUUUGAUAAAAUUGAGGACAUGGCGAUGUUCACCUUCCUGCAUGAGCCUGCUGUGCUGUUUAACCUCAGAGAGCGUUAUGCAGCCUGGAUGAUCUACACCUACUCUGGGUUGUUCUGUGUCACUGUCAAUCCCUACAAGUGGUUGCCAGUGUACGACAAGGAAGUUGUUGCUGCAUAUAGAGGCAAGAAAAGAACAGAAGCUCCUCCCCACAUCUUCUCCAUCUCUGACAAUGCUUACCAGUACAUGCUGACAGAUAGAGAGAACCAGUCUGUCCUUAUCACUGGAGAAUCUGGUGCCGGAAAGACUGUGAACACCAAAAGAGUUAUCCAGUACUUUGCUAGCAUUGCAGCAACUACUGGAAAGAAGGACCCCUCUCAGGAGAAAAAGGGCACCCUGGAAGAUCAAAUCAUCCAGUGUAACCCUGCUCUGGAGGCUUUUGGUAACGCCAAGACCAUCAGAAAUGACAACUCCUCCAGAUUCGGUAAAUUCAUCCGUAUCCACUUCGGUGUGAGCGGCAAGCUGUCAUCAGCAGAUAUUGAGACUUAUUUGCUGGAGAAGUCCCGUGUCACUUAUCAGCUCAAGGCUGAGAGAGACUACCACAUCUUCUACCAGAUCCUGUCCCAAAGGAAACCGGAGCUAUUAGAGAUGUUGUUGAUCACCUCCAACCCCUAUGACUACGCGUUCAUCUCCCAAGGAGAGACACAAGUAGCCUCUAUUUGUGAUGCCGAUGAGCUGAUGGCUACUGAUGAUGCCUUUGAUGUGCUGGGCUUUACUCAAGAGGAGAAGAAUGGUAUUUACAAGCUGACUGGUUCCAUUAUGCACUAUGGCAACAUGAAGUUCAAACAGAAGCAAAGAGAGGAGCAGGCAGAGGCUGAUGGCACUGAGGAUACCGACAAAGUCGCUUACCUCAUGGGCCUGAACUCUGCUGACCUCAUCAAGGGUCUAUGUCACCCAAGGGUCAAAGUAGGAAACGAGUGGGUCACCAAAGGACAGAAUGUCCAGCAGGUGUACUACUCUAUUGGAGCCCUGUCCAAGUCAGUGUAUGAGAAGAUGUUCAACUGGAUGGUUGUCAAAAUCAACCAGACACUGGACACCAAACAGCCUCGCCAGCACUUCAUUGGUGUGCUGGAUAUUGCUGGAUUUGAGAUCUUUGAUUUCAACACCUUUGAGCAACUGUGCAUCAACUUCACUAAUGAGAAGCUGCAGCAGUUCUUCAACCACCACAUGUUUGUGUUGGAGCAAGAGGAGUACAAGAAGGAGGGCAUUGUGUGGACGUUCAUUGACUUCGGCAUGGACUUGGCCGCUUGCAUCGAGCUCAUUGAGAAACCCAUGGGUAUCAUGUCCAUCCUUGAAGAGGAGUGCAUGUUCCCCAAGGCCAGUGAUGCAACAUUCAAAUCUAAGCUUUAUGACAACCACUUGGGCAAAAAUGCCUGCUUCCAGAAGCCCAGGAUUGUCAAGGGGAGACCAGAGGCCCAUUUCUCUCUGGUUCACUAUGCUGGCACUGUUGAUUAUAACAUUGGCAACUGGCUGGUGAAGAACAAAGAUCCUCUCAAUGAGACUGUGGUCGGACUCUUUCAGAAGUCAACUCUUAAGAUGUUGUGUGCUCUCUUCGCCAACUAUGCCGGUGCUGAAUCAGCCGCUGAAUCUGGUGGUGGUGGCAAGAAGAAGAAGGGUUCUUCUUUCCAGACUGUAUCUGCCCUUCACAGGGAGAAUCUGAACAAACUGAUGACCAACUUGAGGUCAACUCACCCCCACUUUGUGCGCUGCCUCAUCCCCAACGAGACCAAGACUCCUGGGGCCAUGGAGAAUCCUCUUGUCAUGCACCAGCUGCGCUGUAACGGUGUGCUGGAAGGUAUCAGGAUCUGCAGAAAGGGCUUCCCCAACAGGAUCCAGUACGGAGACUUCAAACAGAGAUACCGUAUCCUGAACCCCAAUGCCAUUCCUGAGGGCCAGUUCAUUGACAACAAAAAGGGAGCCGAGAAACUUCUCGGCACCUUGGAUAUUGACCAUGAGCAGUACAAGCUUGGGCACACUAAGGUGUUCUUCAAAGCUGGUCUCCUGGGAACCCUUGAGGAGAUGAGAGACGACCGUCUCGCUCUCAUCAUCACUGGUAUCCAGGCUAAAAGUCGUGGACUUCUUGCCAGAAUUGAGUUCCAGAAAAUUGUAGAACGCAGGGACUCACUACUGGUGAUCCAGUGGAACGUUCGUGCAUUCAUGGGGGUCAAGAAUUGGCCCUGGAUGAAGAUGUACUUCAAAAUCAAGCCACUGCUGAAAUCUGCUGAGGCUGAGAAAGAGAUGGCCAACAUGAAGGAAGAAUUCCUGAAGCUGAAGGAGGCCUAUGCAAAAUCCGAGGCUCGUAGAAAAGAGCUGGAGGAGAAAAUGGUUUCUGUUCUCCAAGAGAAGAAUGACCUCCAACUACAAUGCCAGACUGAACAAGAUAAUCUUUGUGAUGCUGAGGAACGAUGUGAAGGUCUGAUAAAGAGUAAGAUUCAGCUCGAGGCCAAAGUCAAAGAGCUGACUGAGAGACUGGAAGAUGAAGAAGAGAUGAAUUCAGAGCUAACUGCAAAGAAGAGGAAGUUGGAGGAUGAGUGCUCUGAACUCAAAAAGGACAUUGAUGAUCUGGAGCUCACUCUAGCUAAAGUAGAGAAAGAGAAGCAUGCCACUGAGAAUAAGGUUAAAAACCUGACUGAGGAGAUGGCAGCUCUUGAUGAAAUCAUUGCCAAGCUAACCAAGGAGAAGAAAGCACUGCAGGAGGCUCACCAGCAAACGCUGGAUGACCUUCAGAGUGAGGAGGACAAAGUCAACACUCUGACUAAGGCCAAAACCAAAUUGGAACAGCAAGUUGAUGAUCUUGAAGGGUCCCUGGAACAGGAAAAGAAACUCAGGAUGGAUCUUGAGAGGGCUAAGAGGAAGCUUGAGGGUGACUUAAAGUUGACCCAGGAAGGUCUUAUGGACUUGGAGAAUGACAAACAGCAGCUUGAAGAGCGGCUGAAGAAGAAAGACUUUGAGAUCAGUCAACUUAAUAGCAAGAUUGAAGAUGAACAAGCUAUGGCUGCCCAGCUCCAGAAGAAACUGAAGGAGCUGCAGGCCCGCAUUGAGGAGCUGGAGGAAGAGCUGGAGGCUGAGAGAGCUGCCCGAGCCAAAGUGGAGAAGCAGCGGGCAGACCUGGCCAGAGAGCUGGAGGAGAUCAGUGAGAGGCUGGAGGAGGCUGGAGGUGCCACUGCUGCCCAGAUUGAGAUGAACAAGAAGAGGGAGGCUGAGUUCCAGAAGCUGCGCAGAGACCUCGAAGAGUCCACUCUGCAACAUGAAGCCACUUCCUCCACACUAAGGAAGAAGCAUGCAGACAGUGUGGCUGACCUCGGGGAGCAGAUUGACAACCUUCAGAGAGUGAAACAAAAGCUUGAAAAAGAAAAGAGUGAACUCCGUUUGGAAUUGGACGAUGUUGUCUCUAAUAUGGAGCAGGUCGCCAAGGCCAAGACAAACUUGGAGAAGAUGUGCAGAACACUGGAGGACCAGAUGAGUGAAUACAGAACGAAGUCUGAGGAGGGCCAGCGCUCCAUCAAUGACUUCACCAUGCAGAAAGCCAAGCUUCAAACCGAAAAUGGUGAGCUUACAAGACAGCUGGAAGAAAAAGACUCGCUUGUUUCUCAACUUACAAGAGGCAAACAGUCCUACACACAGCAGAUUGAGGACCUCAAGAGGCAACUUGAGGAGGAAGUGAAGGCUAAGAAUGCACUAGCCCAUGCAGUGCAGUCUGCUCGCCACGACUCUGACCUCCUGAGGGAGCAGUUUGAGGAGGAGCAGGAGGCCAAGGCUGAGCUGCAGCGCAGUCUCUCCAAGGCCAACUCUGAGGUGGCUCAGUGGAGAACCAAGUACGAGACUGAUGCCAUCCAGAGGACUGAGGAACUGGAAGACGCCAAAAAAAAGCUUGCUCAGCGUCUGCAAGAUGCAGAGGAAGCUGUGGAGGCUGUCAAUGCCAAAUGCUCCUCCCUGGAGAAAACUAAGCACAGACUGCAGAAUGAAAUUGAAGAUCUCAUGGUAGACGUGGAGAGAUCCAAUGCUGCUGCUGCUGCUCUAGACAAGAAACAAAGGAACUUUGAUAAGGUCUUAUCUGAGUGGAAGCAGAAGUAUGAGGAGUCCCAGACUGAGCUGGAGAGCUCCCAGAAAGAGUCCAGAUCUCUUGGCACUGAGCUCUUUAAGCUCAAGAACUCCUAUGAGGAAUCUCUGGAUCACCUUGAGACCAUGAAGAGGGAGAAUAAAAAUCUUCAAGAGGAAAUUGCUGACCUAACUGAGCAACUUGGUGAGACUGGAAAGAGCAUUCAUGAGCUUGAAAAGGUCAGGAAGACACUUGAGCAAGAAAAGGCAGAGAUCCAGACUGCCCUGGAGGAAGCUGAGGGUUCCCUUGAACAUGAAGAGGGUAAGAUCCUCAGAGCUCAGCUGGAGUUCAACCAGGUCAAAGCUGACAUUGAGCGUAAACUUUCUGAGAAGGAUGAGGAGAUGGAGCAGGCCAAGAGGAACCAGCAGAGAGUGGUGGAUACCCUGCAGAGCUCCCUGGAGUCUGAGACUCGCAGCAGGAAUGAGGCUCUCAGGGUGAAGAAGAAGAUGGAGGGAGACCUCAAUGAGAUGGAGAUUCAACUCAGCCAGGCCAACAGGCAGGCAUCUGAGGCCCAGAAGCAGCUCAAGGGUCUCCAUGGACAUAUGAAGGAUGCCCAACUGCAGCUGGAUGACGCUCUACGUGGUAAUGAUGAUCUCAAAGAGAACACUGCUAUUGUGGAGAGACGCAACAAUCUGCUGCAGGCUGAACUGGAUGAGCUCAGGUCCCUGGUGGAGCAGACUGAGAGAGGCCGGAAACUGGCUGAACAGGAGCUGCUGGACGUCAGUGAGAGGGUGCAGCUGCUGCACUCGCAGAACACCAGCCUGCUGAACCAGAAGAAAAAGCUGGAGGGUGAUACAUCCCAGUUGCAGAAUGAAGUAGAGGAGGCUGUGCAGGAGUGCAGGAAUGCUGAGGAAAAGGCCAAGAAGGCCAUCACUGAUGCUGCCAUGAUGGCAGAGGAGCUGAAGAAGGAGCAGGACACCAGUGCUCACCUGGAGCGCAUGAAGAAGAACAUGGAGCAGACCAUCAAGGACCUGCAGCACCGUCUGGAUGAAGCUGAACAAAUAGCCAUGAAGGGUGGCAAAAAGCAGAUCCAGAAGUUAGAGUCUAGAGUGAGAGAGCUGGAAAGUGAGGUGGAAAUGGAGCAACGGAAGGCCGGUGAUUCUGUCAAAGGAAUCCGUAAAUAUGAGCGCCGCAUCAAGGAGCUCACCUAUCAGACUGAGGAGGACAAAAAGAAUCUGCAUCGUCUUCAGGAUCUGGUGGACAAACUGCAGCUGAAGGUCAAAUCCUACAAGAGAACAGCAGAGGAGGCUGAGGAGCAGGCCAAUAGCAACCUGGGCAAGUUCCGCAAGCUGCAGCAUGAGCUGGAUGAGGCUGAGGAGAGAGCUGAUAUAGCUGAGUCUCAGGUCAACAAGAUGAGAUCCAAGAGCCGUGAUGCAGGUGGCAAGAAAGGACAUGAUGAAGAGUGAAGCUCCCAUGAUGGACUUGUCUGAAAAGUUCUUGUUUGCUGUGUUUUAGUUUUCAGUAUGGAAUGCAUUCCAAUACAAUCACUUAAAAAGUGUUUCUGUUGAUUUUUUGUUCAUAAGAUACUUGCAUGUAACAUUCAUCAAAGACCCCACCUACGCAAAAGAAGGAGAACAACUAAACUGAGGCUUUCUUCUCUGAUGCUAUGAAUAGAAUUGGCCCAUAAUGAACUCCAUUAAACAGUCAUGCCUGCUGGGACCAAAUCAGCAGUAUUUGAUACGCCCAUCCAGCAGAUUAACAGGUCUGAGUUAACAGACUUCCAUAUAUAGAUAAAAUCUCAGACAAUAAUACGGUAUAUACUCGCUCUGCCUAAUACAUGCACAUAACUUGAAAUGCCACUAAAUCAGUACAACGUACUAGCUGGGACAAGUGGCAUAUAUACAGUCAACCCCCACCCUCUAGACAUGUGUGAGCACACACUCACACACACACACACACACACAGACACAGACACACACACACAGCAUAACACUCAGCCAUACACAAACUUUAUGUUGAAAUGUCACAGGUUUUAAAAAGAUGUGAAAUUCCCUCCCCAACAGACAGCUUUUUUCAGCCUGAAUAAGAUGCAACUUCUGUCUCCAAUUCAAGCUGAUAAUAAGCACUGUCAUUCAAUACCACAGCCACAUGUAUUUAGCAUUAUCUGUAAAAAUUAAGAACUUACAUCAUCUUCAAGAUCUUGAAUAAUGCUAAUGCUGCUGAAAACCAUGGUCAUCAGCUGAUGUUAGAGAAAUGUUUGUAGGCCGAUGGCUCUUUAUGUUUUACUUUCGACAGUUAUUGCUAAGUAAUUGCUAAGUUAUUCCCAUCUUUCCCUUUUAAAACCAAAUGUGUCUGUUUAAAGAUAAGAAUUGCAAAUUAAAAGGAAGUCAACUGUAAACAUACAUUACGUGGCGAUAAUGUGGCGAUAAUAAACGACUAUGUCAGAAAUGUAAAAACAAAUAUUGAAUGAAUUGAAUUCUCAUCCAUUUGUAGAGCUAAUUCAAAUAAAGAAGAAAGUAACCUUGA